This is a messenger RNA of Saxophila tyrrhenica, 1254 nucleotides long. RefSeq lists its product as uncharacterized. Lineage: Eukaryota; Fungi; Ascomycota; Dothideomycetes; Mycosphaerellales; Extremaceae. The transcript is spliced from 2 exons. The record is from RefSeq and is a predicted model, not a curated record. The coding region runs from base 1 to 1254 and encodes 417 amino acids.
AUGCAGAAAGACAAGGAGAUUCAGCGUGCCGGCACCCGUUCAGGAUCUGACGACCCACACCACCGACCAUCGAGCGAAGACCUGAGCGCUUACGAUCCUGUGGAGGAAUGCAUUCAAGGCGCCGGUUCGCCAAUGGAACUCGACCUCAACCCAGGCCAAUCGGAUGACUCCCAAGAUAUAUUGCAGGGGCUGUCCGACCUUUUGAAGCCAUCGACAAGUUCUCCACGUAUAUUCGGAGCUUCUAUGCUCUCUGAGCCCGUGGACAUUUGGCAAGACGUACCAAGAGGUCUCUCCAGAUCUCCAUCCAUUCGAUCUUCGGCACGACCACCCACGAGUGCUAGAUUGCGCAUCGAUCUUGAUCUGAAGGACUCUGCAAGAUCUGCCACCCAAGAGAAAGUAGACCCGGGUCCUACCCAGCCCUCUGAAGAGCCUGUGGUCCCCGGCGUACGAUGGCCAGGUCUCAACAAGCAUGAGCUCAACGCCUGGCGACGAAAGCUCCCCCCCAGCCAGCGCAUAGAGAUCAUGAGUGCGUACUUGAGGUGGGAACGCGGGCGAAUUUCCCUUCGCUUGGAGAAGCUGGAGGAUCAGUACGACCGGCUUGCCACUGCUAAGCUCAUCGGGACGAAGGAAUGGAACGAUCAAGUCCAGGCUGUCUCCAAAGCCGCCGUCGCUGCUUGUCUUCACCAUGGCGCAUGGCAUGACGCCUGCCUCUUUGCAAAGGCAACCGGAUCUAGCGACGGGACAGACUGGGUGUGGUUUCGCGAUGACCUCCAAGACGCAGCAUCUCGAAUGCGUGCAGCCCUCGAUCGGCUUCUACUCCGAAGCGAGAGAUUAUUCAUGAGAUCGAUGCGCAACAAACCGGCCGACCUGUCUCCUGCAAAGGCACCCUCUCGGGUACGACAAGUUCGUGGUGAAAUUGCGACACCUGGCAGUGUCCGUGGCAGAGAAGCCCGCGCAAAGCAGAAAGAAAGGGUGCUCCAUCGUGCGCUCAGCCUUGAGCUGGGCGUGAAGUACCCUUCGAGUCCCAUUUCUCCUCUUCGGCAGGAGAGAGGCAAAAGUCCAGAUACCUAUAUGGACUCCGAGUCUGCCAGCGAAGGCUCUACUCUGCAGGAUGAACAGUACACGUUCGAGUCAGAGACCGAUGUCGAUGCAGUCGAUAUGUCCACGGUUGUCCAGCGGCUGGCAAUGGCAGUAGCCGACGACUUGCAGUCCGAUCAGGCACUGUCCGGGCGGGCAUCUCCAGGCUUCUCUUGA